Lineus longissimus is the source of this 1208-nucleotide messenger RNA. RefSeq lists its product as uncharacterized. The record is from RefSeq and is a predicted model, not a curated record. Gene Ontology annotation, cellular component: mitochondrial small ribosomal subunit; ribosome. Gene Ontology annotation, molecular function: structural constituent of ribosome. The transcript has 8 exons. Bases 278 to 928 code for a protein of 216 amino acids. Gene Ontology annotation, biological process: mitochondrial translation. Lineage: Eukaryota; Metazoa; Nemertea; Pilidiophora; Heteronemertea; Lineidae.
UGACAAGUGCUGUUUUUAAUGAAGAGGUGUCAGGAGGAAGAAUCCAGUGCCUCAUCUCAAAGCAACAACACCCUUGAAUGAAGUAACCCACACGCUUAGCUCCGAAUCUGAGGCCCAUGGUCGCCAAGGGUCACUUCGUCAGCCCUGCCUCGGAUGGUGCAAGAUGAGGUCAUCGAGGAGCCAGUACCAAAAACAAUGCUGUGGCGUCGACCAAGCGCCAAGUUAAUUGAAUUCACUUUUUGUAGGGAAUACAAACCACAUGACGUGAUUCAAGAAGAUGAUGAGAAAUGUGGCGGUGGUGGCUCGCCAGGCAUACACUUGCCUGUGCAAGCCAUCAUAUUGUCAUUCCCAUCGUGUGUGCAAUGCAACAUUGUAUCAAGCUAGACAAAUUCAUAAAACAUCAGUGAUGUCUGUCCUAGACAAAGAUGUGGACAAGAGAGCUGUGACUAGUGCAUCGCUUAAAACGGUCAAAGAGGAAACGCCUUCUGAGGAGGUUGAAAUCAAGCUGGAAGGCAUGAUGGCGUCGGGUAUACCAUUUCCCUCACUGGAGACCCAUUCCAUGGUCAUCGAUGGCACACGCUACGAUGAGCUGCCAAUUGUUCAUAUUCAGGCUACUCGGAACAACACCAUCGUGGCCUUGACAGACUUUAAAGGUGACAUCAUCACCUCAUCGUCUGCAGGUGCUGAAGGAUUCAGAAAUGCUAGGAAGGGUACGAAUAUAGCAGGACAAGCUGUUGGUUUAACUAUAGGAAAGCGAGCAGUUGAAAGAGGGUUAAAGUUUUUACGUGUUGCUGCCAGGGAAUACGGCCCUGGAAGACUGCCAGCUAUCAAAGGACUCCAGAUGAGUGGACUUCAGAUCGUUUCAAUAACAGACUCCACAAGAGCACCAUUUAACACUGGCCGUCCAAGGAAACAAAAACGAUUAUAAAGACAAUUUAGGAAUUAUUAUUAUUUUGUGCUGUUUGUUUUGUGAUUAAUAUAGGAUGAUAUUCUCUGUUACGAAGUGAAUACCAUUUGAAAACUGCGAACUAUUCCUUCAAUUUUUGGAUUUAACCAUAGAGUCGGAGCCAAAUUAUUUGAACUUGAGAGAUGCCCUUAUUAACUAAAUAAACAUCGACAUUACAACCCUUUGAGAAAUUGUGGUUUACUUGUAAGUUGAAGAUUGAAAUCUUCACUGCUUAUUUGUAUAAAUAAACUGAUUUCUACGA